AUGAAGUUAACCAUCUGUUACAUUGUACUUUCUGCGGGUCUUUAUGUUGGUGCAAGUGAUCCAGGACCUGUUGAGAGCAAGGCACCGGUCAAUGCGUCGAUGCAAGGGAUACGUACGAUCGAAUACGAUAAUGGUAUCGAGUUGGUCCUGGCAAGGCUAGAGACGAUUGAACAUAAAUUACAGACGUUGCAAAACGAAAUGCUCCAACAUCAAUCCAUCCAGGAACAAAAUCAAAAGGAAACGUUUACCGCCCUUCAAAAACUCGAUCAAGAUAUCGCGCUAGUGAGUUCCUUGUUGAACCCGAAUCAAUCCGUGGAGGAAAAGCAUCAUUGUAUCACACCAACGGAGGAUAGUAUCACAUCACCCGAUGAUAGUGUACCACCAACAACACCGAUACCAAAGCAACCUCCCUUUUCGUCAUGCAAAGAUGUUCCUUCGAACGUGUCGGGACCAUAUCAGAUUCGUGUGCAGAAUGAUAGUGCACCAUUCCAAGUGUAUUGCGAGCAGGAAUCGUUCGGUGGUGGAUGGACUGUGAUCCAGCACCGUUAUGAUGGCUCAUUGGACUUUUACCUUGGGUGGGCUGCGUUUCGCGACGGAUUUGGUGAUUUGGUUAAAGAAUUUUGGUUGGGAUUGGAGAAAGUCCAUCAAAUUACUAAAGGGCGUAGACAUGAGUUGCUCGUUGAAAUAAAGGAAUUUAAUGGAAUCUACGCAUACGCGAAAUACGACGCAUUUGAAGUAGAUAGUGAGGAUGAGCAAUAUGCCCUGAAGGAUCUUGGAAAGUAUAGUGGAACUGGAGGAGAUGGAAUGGCAGAUAACAGAGGGAUGAAGUUCUCUACCAAGGAUCGGGACAACGAUAGGUACACAGAUGGACAAUGUGCACAUUUUAAUGAAGGAGCCUGGUGGCACGGUGUGUGUACCCAUGCGAACUUGAACGGACCAUAUAGAAAUGCACGUACUUCAAAAAACAUGUUUUGGUACGAUUUCAUAAGUAACCAUCAUGGAUUGAGCUUCUCAAGAAUGAUGAUCAGGGAGCAGGAAUAG
Messenger RNA from Anopheles darlingi, 1041 nucleotides. Its product is annotated as angiopoietin-related protein 1-like. Bases 1 to 1041 code for a protein of 346 amino acids. The record is from RefSeq and is a predicted model, not a curated record. The transcript has a single exon. Lineage: Eukaryota; Metazoa; Arthropoda; Insecta; Diptera; Culicidae.